Messenger RNA from Agrilus planipennis (emerald ash borer), 5183 nucleotides. RefSeq lists its product as uncharacterized. The transcript has 6 exons. The record is from RefSeq and is a predicted model, not a curated record. The coding region runs from base 335 to 4576 and encodes 1413 amino acids. Gene Ontology annotation, cellular component: histone methyltransferase complex; nucleus; transcription regulator complex. Lineage: Eukaryota; Metazoa; Arthropoda; Insecta; Coleoptera; Buprestidae. Gene Ontology annotation, biological process: positive regulation of transcription by RNA polymerase II.
UUAUUCUGUUACCGCGCAUCUUCAUUGCGCAGUGUGAAUGGCGUCCGGUUGUUAUUGUUCAAAGCGUAUAAAUUGUUUUAAAGAAAAUUAUGUGCUUUAUACCAAAUAACUUGUGUUUAAAUGUUUGUUAUUGCUUCGUGUGUGUUUAAUUAAUUGAUCGUUAGUGUUUUGUAAAAGACCAGAAAGGUGUUAUAUGUGUGGAAAGUGUGUCACACAAAAUGGGUUAUUCAAGUUGAGCCUUCUGUAAGUCACCCUUAUUUUUCGGGAUGUAACUAAAAGAAAAACAUCUCAGUGAGUACUCCUGUACAUAGACAUCAUGGAAGAGUAAUUCUAGAUGGCAUUGGAAAGUGAUGGCUUUAGUGUUACUACAGUCGUCACUUGCGAAGGGGAUCUGUUAGAUCCCUCGUUUCCUAAACAGCUUAGGUGUGUGCUAGGAAGAUUAGAGAAUCUUUUAGGGGGGCACUUAUAUGUUUGCAAACUGGAGCCGUGGAACUCUGUUCGUGUUACGCUGUCUAUCCCUCGCGAGGCAGCCCUACGGCUGCGACAACUUGCCAGGGAAGGCUCACAGCAACUACGUGCCUUGGGCAUUUUAAGUGUUCAAGUCGAGGGAGAUCAAGUUAUUUCCUUACGCCUAGCUGGACCCGAUAGACAAGAAAUUGUUCUGCAAACUGUUCAACAAGAUGAAGGUAGUAGCAGCAAUACCAAUGCAACUUCCGAUGGGGGAUUAUCAAGAUUACUGUCGGGAGAAGUUCAAGUGCCAACGAAUUCUGUAUCUUCGGACAAGAUGCAGUUUCGUUCUCCCAACGUCGUGUGUCCACCGGAUAGUGUAGUUCCUAAAGUGCCUACACCGGGGGCCAUACAAUCGACGUUGUCAUCGUCCAGACUGCAGUCAGGACCUUUUCCUUUUACGAGCAUGAAUCAGGCGAUUCAGAGCCGGGAGAACAGCUCACUAGGAGGAGGAGGGACAGGUGGAAACGUGAGCACGUCAACUUCUUUCACACCACCACCACCUUAUCCUGGUAAACAUCCACCGGUGACGUUGUCGAGUCCGUUGCUUGUCAAUUUGCUUCAAAAUGACGGAACUUCUGCGACCACGACGACGACGACAAAAUCAGAUGUAGAAGGAUCGGGUAAAAUUCAAGCAAACGGUUCUAUGUUGCACCCGAACGUCUCAAAAAGCCUUACUCAAAUUUCCACUGUAAAAAGUCAUCCGCCUCCACCAUCACCUUCAUCAUCAUUCGCGCCGAAAACGAUCCCGAGCGUUCCUGCACGAACAACAGGCGUCUAUUCUGCGUCAGCUGUGACCGUUCAAAAUCAUAUUCCACCACCACCGCCUCCCCUUCAUCCAAAGAUCGUACAUUCACAACCGACCGUUACCGUAAACAGUAGUCUCAAUACGGACACCUGUUACAAACAACUAGUUCAUCAUCAGCGAAUCAAUAGUAAUAGUGUUAGUGCUUCAUCAAACAAUGCAAAAGUGCCCGCGCUUGUCUCGAACAGUGCCGUCGUUCAACAACAACAAACAACUAAUAAUUCGUUACCGGAUCGACAGUGUUCGACGAUGAUUGCGAAACCUAGUGCCGUUCUCCAAAACUCAGGUGAACUGGAACUGUCCAGUCAAUCGAUAGUUGCUAACAAAAUGCCACAACACACUGCACUCACUUCAAACAAUAAUAGUAGUAGUAGUGUCUCAUUAAUUCAACAGUCAUCCUCGAUCCUUGACGAUGCAAAAAGCAUUGCGUUUCGAUCGUGUUCGCCAAGUUUGAUGGACGAUUUGACUCCAACGUUAACGGAUUUGAAGGAAUCCGAUUUGGACCAGUUGUUACCAACUCUUGAACACGACAUUGCAAGUAGUCCACCAGAGCUGCCUGAGGUGUUCACCGACACCAAAGAUCGUCGUAAGUUUCUAAUCAAUCCACUGACGGGGGAGCUCGAAUUGCAAUCCAGCAGCGACGAGAGUGAAUGUGAUCCAGAUGAGCAGAUAAAAAAUGUGUUCACGGACCUGCCUUCACCUGCAGCGUCUGUUUCCGACGAUGACAUUGGUUCCUUAUCGAACCCAUCAACCACGACAAUGAUGGUAACUACAGCGUCGAAUCGAUUGCCGUUGGAUGCAACCACUGGAACUGCGUUGGAUCAUACCGGUAGCGACACGACAACAUCGGCGAAAAGUUCGAAACUAAAAAGUACAAAAGGGAGGCCAGAACGUUGCAUUGGCGGUCGUGAUUCUCCCAAAUUGAAACCGACUGAGAAAAUCAAAUUACGGUUGAAAUUGGAAAAAUCGGAACCAGUGAGCAGUGGGUACAAGGUCGAUGUGAGUUUUAUCAACACACCCCCGAAGAAAGCAACAACUUCAAACGUGAUAGCUACAGGUGAAGAAUUGCGUGUACCUCCACUUCACAUUUCACUAAGAGGUCGCAAUCAUGUUGUAAUUAACAAUAAAAAAAAGGUAAAAACAAAUGCAGAUGGUAACUUGAACAAACCGAAAGUUCGGAAAGCUCAAAUCGAGUUUAAGCCCAGAAAAGUGGGAGAAUCGGACAUGGAAUCGGACGAUCGCUCUUUAUCGCCUUUAAACAAAACUAAUAGCAGUGGCGAUUUUGCAAACACCAGUAAUAUACCGCCCGACCACACCAAAACCAGUGCCUUGGAUUCGAGAAAAAUCAGGAAGAUAAAAUCUGUACAAGAACACCGUGAACAAAACUUGCUUACGGGCGGUCACUUAGUCGAUCGAAGUAAAGAGUACGAACACCAAGUGGUUUACAAUACCCAUUUCAAAGAGAAAUUGAAAGAAAGACGAGGUAGCGAUUCGGAAUUGGCCCACAGCGCAAAACGGUUACUGGACAACAACGGAUUAAUUUCGGUUGAUAAGAAGAGGAGGCUCAGCCAGACAGACCACUUCGAUGAAUCUCAUCAGUCAUUAGUCGUGGGUUCGACCAACAUUGGUACAGUAUCAACACUCAGUCCAAAACCAAAAAAAGAGAAAUUGAAAGCAAAAGAUGGAAACAGCAAAGGUAAAGAGAUUGAUCGAAGUAAAAGUUAUGCGAAAAAUGUAGCUGAUAAACUUGCAAGCAAACAAGUCGCCCUUCCGACCGGUGAAAUUGACAUGGAAGCCAAAUUCAAACAGCGACUACUCGAAAACACUACGACAUCAGAUAAAGUACAUAAUAAUAACAGGUCGUACAGAACUACUGAAAAUAGUAACCUACAGAAGACGGACGAUGAGACAGAGAAUCUGGUGCCGAUAUUACCUAACCCGAUUCCGCACAAAGAUAAACCUCCUGAAAUAAUAGAUCAAAAGGCGGAUUUGACAGAGAAACAAGCCAGUCGGUCGCCAACUUCGGGUGGCCAGGGUGAAGAUAGCGGCAUUGAAAGCAUGGACGCUUUGAGCGAGAAAUCGCCAAACCAGGCCGGACAAAGUCCGCACGGUGAAAACAAAAAUCAAGUGCCUGACAUUCUGACUGAUAUUGAGGCGCAGUUAGCCAAAAUGGAGGGACUCAACGGUGAGGAAGAUAUGAACGAAAACAAACAGGACGGCACUACAAAACUAGAACAAUGUUGCGGUCUUACACCGUCGUCGGUCUCAGUAGUUCCAGAGCAACAGAGUAAAGAAACGCCUGGGACGGGCGUAGACCUUAUACCUGAUGGGAAAGACGACGAUUUGGACCCUUUACCAGUUCGUGUAACACCGCCCUUAUACACGUAUUCGAACGCCGAAAAAUCGGUAACGGUACGAAACGACGCUGAGAGUCCUACGUUCGAUUCGGACAGCAACUCGUGUCCGGUCGCUUUAAAGAGUAAAAGUCUUCUCGAACAACUCCUGAUAGAUAUUCCAGACAGUCAGACGCCCAGUUCGCCCAGCCCCGUGACACGAUCGCUGCGAACGCGAGCCUGUUCGAAACUGAACAGUCCUGAACUACUAAAUUCGCCUCCCGUGUCACGUGACAACCAAAAAUUGAAGAACGUCGUCGCGUCGGUUCCAGUGGCGACGGCAGCGACGCCGGCCGUCGCCAAACGAAAGAGACAUGAGUCGGAAAAUUCGAUCAACGCCGAUGACGCGUCUGUUCGCAGCAACAGCAAAAAGACGCGUAAAUGUUCAGAGAACGCUACGGAACUCAUCAAAGCUUGUAUGGGGGUCGAGACGCCGACAAAGUCAACGAUUCCAGUUGUGGUGGUUGGCAGGGAGAAGAAAAUAACGACGACGAUGACGACGACUACCACAACUGCCGGAUCAGGUGGAGGAAACAGCGGUCGGUUGAUAGCGGACGAAAGUUCGGACAGCGACGAACCUUUGAUCGAGGUAGCAGGCAAGGUGCGGAAGAACAACAACAUCGCCAGCAGUGGUGUAAGUGUCGGUAUCACGCCUAAAACAAAAACGAAACUGGCAACGUCAAUCCAAACGCCUGCAACUACAAUUAAUAAAACUGGGUCUAUAAAUACACGGCGUUCCGUUCGUGCUACGCCUGCGCUGAACACGCGAAGUAAGGGUGACAGGGUGCAGCCUGAUGCCGAAGUUUUACGGCGAAAAACUAGGAGUUCAGUAACGGAGGGCGAAAGCAAAAGGCGGAAAGACGUGAAGUGACGAUGCCUGGGAGGCUGCACUUGCUGCAGCCCUCUACCGCCUGCCCCCGGCCACGAGUUGCUGCGGUCCAUAUACGUAACCCGUACCGAAGUGCAGCCUUGAAUACUCACGGCAAUAGUACAAAAAGUCGACGGACUUUUGUAUAGAUUGUGAUAUAAGUAUAUAAUACACUACUUGUACAUAUAUAACAUAGCUAGAGAAUUGUACAUAGAGCCGUGUCGUUUAGUCACAUGGAUUUAUAAAUAUAUGCAUAUAAAUUAUGUAUAGAGUAUAAUAUUUGUAUUUUACACGAGAUACAUAACACAUAAAUACACCACCACCAUUACCACUGCAACCACAACCAUCUACCAGAAACAACUGCAUAUAAGUACCUAUUGAUUGAUGUCCACACCUGAUUGAUUAAUUUAGGUAGCCUUUAUAAAUUAAAUAAUGAUAAUAACAACGGUGAUGAUAUAUGAUAUAACACUAAUGAAAUGAUGAUGAUAUGUGGUUGGGUGAUGGUGAUUCUUGCAUUUUUUGCUACCGCUGCUAUACUAUUACUACUACUACUGCUACAACGUAGAGAACUUUGGACGUUUUAUUUUUAUGUAUAUUUUUUAUAACGAUU